This is a messenger RNA of Myotis lucifugus (little brown bat), 1389 nucleotides long. It is a transcript of the gene TSPAN6, whose product is annotated as tetraspanin 6. The transcript has 8 exons. The coding region runs from base 398 to 1135 and encodes 245 amino acids. The record is from RefSeq and is a predicted model, not a curated record. Gene Ontology annotation, cellular component: membrane. Lineage: Eukaryota; Metazoa; Chordata; Mammalia; Chiroptera; Vespertilionidae.
GGAACUAAGGGCCGAGGAGGCCGAAUCUCAGCGCGGGCGCUGACGAUGAUAGAAACAUGAAGUUAUAAGAACCGCGGAGAGGCGGGGCGAGGGGGGGCACCGGGGAAGAUUUUUAGUGCAAAAAGGAAGCCAGGUCCACCGAAAGAUCUAAGAAAUUCCCAACACUAGAACCUUUGUAUAUAGUUUUCAGUAACCUUCGGCAGGGGGCGCUCGGAAAUUGUCGCACUUUCCGGGCAACCUUCAGGACUUCACCCUCUAGAAACCGAACAGUGUUUCCGGCUCUUCUCAGUUGUGGACGCUCGUAAGUGUUCGGCAGUUUCCGGGGAGACUCGGGGACGCCGCUUCUCGCUUCCUCGGCUCUGAUCCCCAGUCCGGCGGGCAGGGUCCUGGGCUAGUCAUGGCGUCCCCGUCUCGGAGGCUGCAGACUAAACCAGUCAUCACUUGUUUCAAGAGCGUCCUUCUGAUCUACACUUUCAUAUUCUGGAUCACUGGUGUUAUCCUUCUUGCCGUUGGCAUUUGGGGCAAGGUGAGCCUGGAGAAUUACUUCUCCCUUUUAAAUGAGAAGGCCACCAAUGUUCCCUUCGUGCUCAUCGGCACUGGCACUGUCAUCAUUCUUUUGGGCACCUUUGGCUGUUUUGCUACCUGCCGAGCUUCUGCGUGGAUGCUAAAACUGUAUGCAAUGUUUCUGACUCUCAUUUUUUUGGUUGAACUGGUCGCUGCCAUUGUUGGAUUUGUUUUCAGACAUGAGAUUAAGGACAGCUUUAAGAAUAAUUAUGAGAAAGCUUUAAAGCAGUAUAAUGCUACGGGAGAUUAUAGAAGCAAUGCAGUAGACAAGAUUCAAAGUACGUUACAUUGUUGUGGUGCCACAAACUUUAGAGAUUGGAAGGAUACUAAUUAUUACAUAGAAAAAGGAUUUCCCAAGAGCUGCUGUAAAGUUGAAGAUUGUUCUCCUCAGAGGGAUGCCGAUAAAGUAAACAAUGAAGGUUGUUUUAUAAAGGUGAUGACCAUUAUAGAAUCAGAAAUGGGAGUUGUUGCUGGAAUUUCCUUUGGAGUUGCUUGUUUCCAGCUGAUUGGAAUCUUUCUCGCCUACUGCCUCUCUCGCGCUAUAACAAACAACCAGUAUGAGAUAGUGUAACCAACAUUACAUAUGCUUACUCCUUUCCAUCUUUAAGGAUAUUUACAUUACCCUCUGUGAGCUACUAGAUUGCCUGGUUUGGAAAACUGCCCCAUGUUACCCAUUGACCGAAAAGCUACACCAAUAGUCUGAUUCAAUCUAGACAUUUGUCCAGUAUCAUAUAAGUCCACCUUUUGUCCCUAUCAUCAUGUAAGAUCAUUGAAACUUUCUUCUCUCUCUGAAACACUGGAAGAGCUAGUAAAUUGUAAAUGAAA